Acanthopagrus latus (yellowfin seabream) is the source of this 1985-nucleotide messenger RNA. It is a transcript of the gene tfb1m, whose product is annotated as transcription factor B1, mitochondrial. Bases 171 to 1241 code for a protein of 356 amino acids. Gene Ontology annotation, cellular component: mitochondrial matrix. NCBI's taxonomy places the organism in Eukaryota, Metazoa, Chordata, Actinopteri, Spariformes, Sparidae. The transcript has 8 exons. Gene Ontology annotation, biological process: rRNA methylation; transcription initiation at mitochondrial promoter. The record is from RefSeq and is a predicted model, not a curated record. Gene Ontology annotation, molecular function: mitochondrial transcription factor activity; rRNA (adenine-N6,N6-)-dimethyltransferase activity.
CCAACAAUCGACAAAUCUUCAAGGGCAACGUAAAAUCCCGCCUACUUCCAUCUGAUUAGUCCAUGUCGCCAUCCUCGCAAACUCAUUGGACACUUGGACGUCAAUUCAGUGACGAAUACGGAUAUAUAAGAGAGGAAAACGACGCCGGUGAGAAACUGUUAACCUGACUGAUGGCUGCCUCAAGGAAACUGGCACCCUUCCGCCUGCCUCCUUUGCCCACUGUAGGUGAGCUUAUAAAGCUGUACAAGCUGAGAGCCGAGAAGCAGCUGUCCCAGAACUUUCUGUUGGACUUGAGGCUCACAGACAAACUUGUGCGUCAGGCAGGCAGUUUGAAGGAUGCCCAUGUGUGCGAGGUGGGUCCUGGUCCCGGGGGUCUCACCCGCUCCAUCCUCAAUGCCGGGGCGGCGGACUUGCUCGUGGUGGAAAAGGAUUCACGCUUCAUCCCAGGGCUGAAGCUGUUGUCUGAGGCAGCACCGGAGAAGAUGAGGAUAGUCCAUGGCGACAUACUCACCUACAGAAUGGACCGAGGUUUCCCAGUGAACAUCGCUAAGCCAUGGGAGGGAGAGCCACCAAACCUUCACGUCAUAGGGAAUCUCCCAUUCAAUGUGUCAACCAUCCUCAUCAUCAAGUGGCUGGAGAACAUGUCCAACAGAACAGGACCCUUCGCUUACGGACGCACCAGACUCACACUCACUUUCCAGAAAGAGGUGGCAGAGAGGCUGACAGCCAGCACAAACAGCAAACAGAGGAGCCGUCUGUCCAUUAUGGCUCAGUAUCUCUGCACAGUCCGCAACUGCUUCACCAUCCCUGGACGGGCCUUCGUACCUAAACCAGACGUUGACGUGGGAAUAGUUCACUUCACCCCUCUGGUUCAGCCUCAAAUCCAGCAGCCCUUCAAACUGGUGGAGAAAGUCGUCAGGAACGUUUUCCAGUUUCGCAGGAAGCACUGCCAUAAAGGAGUAGCGAUGUUGUUCCCUGAGGCUUGUCGUAUCGAGCUGACACAGGAGAUGAUGCAGAGGGCAGAUGUGGACCCCAUUCUGCGCCCAGCAGAGCUCACCAUACCCCAGUUCAGAGCUUUAGCGGAUGCCUACGCUCAUCUCUGCACCCAAGAGCCCAGCCUGUUCAGCUAUGAAUUCCGUGAGGAGCUCAGGCUGAAGCACCUCACCAGGCGAAGGAGCACACCAGUGGACACAUUUAUCGACAUGGCAACUGGCACACCAAGUCCUCAACAACCCUGCUGAAAGAGGAGAAAAGCGCGGAAGCCAAAACAAGUCCUUUAAUAGCAUCUAUUAGCACAGGGAGACAACAGACUGCUCUUAGCCUUGACAUUUCCACCUGGCAUAUGCAUGCAUUUUUAAAAUGUUUUUUCCCUGCACCUGGCAAGCAAUCAGUAACGUGGUACAUAAAAUCCUGGGACAGAGAGGAACACCACAAGGAACAUAAAGAUCCUGGGUGGUUUGGACCAGUUUUUUCCAGGAUGGGACACUGAAAGCAGAGUCGUGUGAUUUGGGGGAGAACAAAGAGAGCCUGCUGGUAACCCCCAGUAGUUCUUUAAGAGUGGGAAUCUCUUUUAUGUCACAGUUCUUACUUCAGAUCAGACUUGCAUAACAACUCAUCCCGUGGGACCUGAAAGAAAUGUCAGAGUUGUUUCAGGGGCGGUUUGGAGAACGGGAACAACAUGGCAGCACCAUAUCCAGGCCAUUUUUCCCUUCCACUGUGUACUGUAUUUCUGAGUCACUUGGGAGGGAGAGCUUAAAAGGAAGAGGAAAGUGGUGGGAAUUUGUCAGCUCCAGAAAGACUCUUGUUGUAUUAAAGGGAGGGGAAUUGAUGCCUAUAUAUGAAAAAAAUGUCUAAUUUACCAUAAAAAAUGUUUCUGGAAGCAGUACUAACAUAAAGAUCUGUUAUUAUUGUGACAUGUUGUUGAAUAAAUCGGACCCUGGCGUUGUUAUUUAUGGUUCCAUGUCAAUAAAAGUGUUUUAAAUAUU